This is a messenger RNA of Trichoderma reesei QM6a, 3912 nucleotides long. RefSeq lists its product as uncharacterized. The transcript is spliced from 3 exons. Bases 42 to 3674 code for a protein of 1210 amino acids. Lineage: Eukaryota; Fungi; Ascomycota; Sordariomycetes; Hypocreales; Hypocreaceae. Gene Ontology annotation, molecular function: lipid binding. The record is from RefSeq and is a predicted model, not a curated record.
CAUCCUCGACCAGAGACACGCCUUCGGUCCCCGACGCCAUCAUGAACGUCAACGAACCUGCCGUAGGCUCGGGCUCGCAGCCCUACAGCGCGAGGAACCGUGUGCCCAAUGUCCAGGAAUUCAUGCAGCGUCUCGAUGCCGACAAGAAGAAGCGAGAUGCCGAGAUAGACGCCGAACUCAAGCGCAACAGGCGCAACCCGGACGUCAAGACCCAUCGCAACGAGCUGGAAAAGAAGAAGGGAACACGCACGGUCCGCGAUCCUGUCACAGGAAAGGAUGUCGAGAUUCGUGAUGCGGACAUGGACUUUACCGAAGCCGUGGAAAACCCUCAGUUGUCCAUUCCCAACGAGAACCUGGGAAAGCAUGCUACCAUUGCCGCCACAUCCCAACAGUCUGGCGAGGAGUAUCGUCAUGCCCAAGACGUGACUGCGCCUCCGGAUCCUAUCCAAGAAGGCUCGACAUCGGACGUGCCUAUUCGCAGCGAAAAGACGUCUGUCCUGUUCUACAAGACGCCUUCGGUCAGCUACGAGCCCAUGUUUGCCAACCUUGAACUCCGCGCAAACCUGCUAUGUGCCGGAAUCUUCAUGGGCAUCGUCUUCUUUGGCCGGCUGUUUGGCGGCAGGAUGCUCGGUCUGAUACCCCUGGCCAUCUGCGUCACUUCAGGCGUCCAUUUGUGGGUAAAGGAGCUUAUCCGCCAGGGACGCGAUUUGGAGUGGGCAAGCGAGCAGGAUCGUGGCGAGACCGCCACCGUCAACUUGAUUCCCGAAUCUGUCGAGUGGAUGAAUACCGCAAUCGGCGUCUUUUGGGGCAUGAUCAAUCCUGAAAUGUUUGCCGGCGUUGCAGACACCAUAGAAGAUGUCAUGGCCGCUUCCGUUCCAGGUAUCAUCGAGGCCGUGCGGGUUGCCGAAAUCUCCCAGGGCAACAAUCCUAUUCGCAUUCUUAACAUGAGGGCUCUCCCCGAUUCCCAUGUCCAGGACAUCAAGGACGAGAUUCACAAGGAAAACGAAAAGAAAAUGGACGAGGACGAGCUCGCAGCCGUGUCACAAGCCGGGGCCUUUUACAAUCUGGAGGUCUCCCUCGCCUAUCAUGCCAAGCCAUCGGGGGCUGAUGUCUCCUCAAAGGCCCGAAACAUGGGCAUGCAGAUCGUCUUUUACUUGGGAGUCAAGGGCCUCUUUGGCGUUCCGCUUCCAAUCUGGGUUGAGCUGAUUGGCCUUGUCGCGACCGCGCGCAUCCGACUGCAGCUGAGCCCUGAGCCCCCGUUCCUCAAGACAAUGACCGUAACCUUGAUGGGCGUUCCCAAGGUCCAAGCUGGCUGCACCCCCAUGGUCGAAAAAGGCGUCAACAUUUUGAACCUGCCUCUUAUCUCCAACUUCGUCAACUGGGCCAUCAGUGCCGCGGCUUCCAUGUAUGUUGCGCCCAAGAGCUUGACCCUGGACAUCAGCAAGAUGCUCUCGGGCGAUGACAUCAAGAAGGAUACCGAAGCGCUUGGAGUUCUCUUCGUCAGAAUUCACAAAGCCACUGGCCUCAGCAAGCAGGAUCAGCGCGGCAGCAAGGGCGGCGGCUCCGAUCCGUACAUCACCAUCAGCUGGAGCAAGUUUGGCAAGCCCAUGUUCUGUACCCGUGUGGUUCAAGACAACCUCAACCCCAUCUUCGAAGAGACCUGUGGCCUGCUCGUUACCGGCGACUUGAUCAAGGCCGACGAACAGCUCUCUGUGGAGCUCUGGGACAGUGAUCGAUCAUCUGCAGACGACGAGGUGGGCAAGAUUGAGCUGAGCAUCCAAGAGCUCAUCCAGCACCCUGGCAAGAUGUUUCAAUAUUCAUCGACUCUCAAGGGUCUCAAAGCAGAAAGCGUCAUGCCUGGAGAGCUCCACUGGGAAGUCGGAUUCUUUGGAAAGACGCAGUUCCGCAAAGCGCUGCGCACUGACGGUCACAACCCCAACGUGGUCAAGGAGCUGGGCGACAAGCCAGAGUUCCAAGAAGACGUUGGCACGAUUCAAAACGCCGAGGAAGAUGCCGUGGUCCAUACUCCGCCAGACCCUCUUUGGCCCUCUGGAAUCCUUAGCGUCGUGGUUCAUCAGAUUGUGGGCCUGGAGCUUGCUAACGUCAAGGGCUCCCAAGGGAACCGCAAGGGCAAGGAGUAUGAACCAGCCAGGCCGGAGGCUGGCGAAGUCAAGGAAGAGCAGAGCAAGAAGCUUCCCAGCUCUUACUGCACAAUCCUCAUCAAUGACGACCUGGUCUACAAGACGCGAACCAAGGUCGUAUCGUCCCAACCCAUCUUCAACGCUGGAACCGAAAAGUUUAUCCGUGACUGGCGCUCUUGCAUCGUCACCAUCGGGGUUCGAGACUCUCGCAACAGAGAGCAUGACCCUCUCAUUGGCGUUGUUCCCCUCAAGCUGUCGGACAUUAUGCAGACGAGUAGCGAGGUAACCCGGUGGUAUCCUCUGGAUGGCGGCAUCGGUUUUGGUCGUAUCCGAAUCUCUCUCCUCUUCAGGUCUGUCGAACUGAGAUUACCGCCUCCGCAACUGGGUUGGGACAUUGGAACGUUUGAGUUCCUGUCAGAUACAAUCACCGUCACAAACUACGCACCGGCGAGCAAGGUCCGGAUCCGAAUGCGAACGGGAGGCUCAUCUGCCAAUGUCAAGAGGGAUCAUUCUUCCCGCGAGGGCGACGACAUGAAGUUUGACAUUAGCGCCCCCGAGGGCCAGAAGAAGCUUCGCCUGCCCGUGCGCUAUAGAUAUAAAUCACCUAUAUUUAUGGAGUUUUAUCCCGCUGGCAAACGCGGAGCCGAUGCGUUUGCUGCACUGUGGCUACUGGAGCUGGUGGACAAUGAGGAGAAGGAGUUUGACAUUCCUCUGUGGAAAUGCGACAACCCCCUGCGACUGUCGCAAAACUACAUCACGCAAGAGAACUACACUUCCGUCCCUGACUUGAACAUACAGGAGAUUGGGCGCGUCCGCUUCAGGGGUCGAUUCUCUGCUGGCACCGACCUGGAUCACCUCAGGUUCGUCACCGACAACGAUUCACGCGAAACGAUUGAGACGUGGGAGGCUUGCUACGCCGAGGGUGUGCGCCAGCUCGAAGUGCAGCCCGAGGUUCCUCCACUGACGCAGAAGCUACACGACGAAUCUCUGACGCAAGGCCGAGAUGUGCUUGCUCAAGCCGACGAUCAAGAAAAAGCCAAAUGGCUCUCCAAGGAUGGCACUGAUUGGAGCGGAGUGUUUGGCCAAGAUCCGGCGAAUGCGAUGAACAGGCCCAUGUCCAGCGCUGAUACUGAAGGUCAUGAGCAUUUCGUGGUAGAUACGGAUGAGGACGAUGACGACAACGACGACGACGAAGACGCGCAGGAGGUGAAUGGAAUUCGCCGAGCUGAAACUGACCCGACGUAUGGCUCCCCGCCAAUGGACGGUAUUGACGAGCGCCAGUCUUUUGACAGCCGCGCUUCUGGAGCAUCGAGGAACAGCACUGCCAGCACUGGGAGCAAAAACCCCAUCCGGGCGUACAAGAACUACAAGGAGAAGAGCCGGGACCUGCACCGCAAGCACCGCGGGCUGAUGCAGUGGCUCCCCAUGCGCAACGUGCAGUUUGCCAAGGACGAGGCCAAGUUUGCGGUCCGCAAAGUAAAGAAGAUGGGAUCGCUGAAUGGACGGAAGCCGGACGUCGAAUCUGAGAUUUGAUGACGUGCAACUUUACCCCUGCUGUUACUACCCUCUUCUCUUCUCGUUUCUCUUUUCUCUUUCACUUUUCCUUUGUUCGGGUUCGACUGUAGUUUUAUUGUACUGGAUGGCUUCCGGGGUGGACAUGCAGACCACGAACGAUUUAUGACCCUUCAUGACCUUUUUUUUAUUGGAAGUGUUGGGAUGCAACUAUCUAUUCGUUUACUGAUGACGAUUCUUUACACACACACACACACAC